This is a messenger RNA of Hyaena hyaena (striped hyena), 1641 nucleotides long. It is a transcript of the gene SERPINA4, whose product is annotated as serpin family A member 4. Bases 7 to 1284 code for a protein of 425 amino acids. Gene Ontology annotation, biological process: negative regulation of endopeptidase activity. The transcript is spliced from 4 exons. Gene Ontology annotation, molecular function: serine-type endopeptidase inhibitor activity. The record is from RefSeq and is a predicted model, not a curated record. Lineage: Eukaryota; Metazoa; Chordata; Mammalia; Carnivora; Hyaenidae.
CAGAAGAUGCAUCUUGCCAGCCACCUGCUCCUCCUUCUGGCUGGGCUACUGGUCACAUCUCACAGUCAGCUGCUCCCUGAGCACAGCAGCCAGGGUCACCUUGGCUAUCAGGAGGCUCCGAGCACAGGUGAGGGCUCCCCCGGCCUCAAGGUUGCCCCAGGCAAUACAGUCUUUGCUCUCCGCCUCUACCACGUGAUGGCUUCCCAAAGCCCUGGGAGCAACAUCUUCUUUUCCCCGCUGAGCAUCUCUUCCUCCUACGCCUUGCUGUCCCUGGGCGCCCGCUCACAUACCCAGACCCAGAUCCUUGAGGGUCUGGGCUUCAACCUCACGGAGGUGUCUGAGUCAGACAUCCACCAGGGAUUCCAGCACCUCCUGCACACUCUCCACCUCCCGGGAGACGGGCUGGAGGUGCACGCAGGCAGCGCUCUGUUCCUGAGCCAGGAGCUGCAGAUCCUUCCGGGAUUUCUAAACGACAGCGUGGCCUUCUACGAGUCCAAGCCCUUCCUCGCCGACUUCCACGACACUGAGGGCACCACCCGGCUGAUCAAUGACCACGUCAGGGAGGAAACUCAAGGGAAGAUUGUGGAUUUGGUCAGCGGCCUGAGCACGGACAUCGCGAUGGUGCUGGUGAAUUACAUUUACUUCAAAGCUCUGUGGGAGAAACCAUUCGUUCCCUCAUUGACCACUCCCCAAGACUUCUACGUUGAUGAGAAUACAGUGGUCAAGGUUCCUAUGAUGCUGCAGGACACAGAGCAUCACUGGUAUCUUCACGACAGAUACUUGCCCUGCUCAGUGCUGCGGAUGGAUUACAAAGGAAACGCGAUGGCCUUUUUCAUCCUUCCUAACCGAGGGGAAAUGAAGCAGGUGGAGGAAGUCUUGACUCCAGAGAUGUUAACAAGGUGGAACAGGUUGCUUCAGAAGAGGUACCUUUACAGGAAGCUCGAGUUGCAUUUCCCCAAGUUCUCCAUUUCUGGCUCCUAUAAAUUACAUCAGAUUUUGCCCAAACUGGGCUUUGUGGAUGUGUUCUCGCAGAAGGCUGACUUGUCCGGCAUCACUGAAGAGCGAAAGCUGCAGGUAUCCAAAAGUUUCCACAAAGCCAUCCUGGAGGUGGACGAGGCUGGCACCCAGGCUGCAGCGGCCACUGGCAGCUUUAUCACCUUUCUGUCCGCCCGGCACAGUCGUGGGGUCCUCCGGUUCAACCGGCCCUUCCUUGUGGUCAUCUUUUCCACCGAUACCCAGAGCAUCCUCUUUCUGGGCAAGGUUGUCAACCCCACGAAACCAUAGCCUUCCCAGGGCUGGCUCUUCUGUGACAAGCCAGAGGAUGUGGCCUGGGGCACUCAGUGUGAGCAGAUCCAUGUUUGGAGCCAUGUACACAAGAAGAUUCUGAGAAUCCGGGGCAGAAAAGGCUAUUGGUGAGGGAGAGGGACGUGGAUGGUGCGAGGUGCGUGUGGACUGGACACCUAGCUCCUCGGGGCAGUGCCACCUCAGGCAGAUCGCCUAACUGCUUUGAGCGCCACCCGGAAGAGUGGGAGACACCUUGCCAGGUGUUUGAAGGGAUUAAACAAAAUGCUGGCUAUGAGGAACCUGGUUUGGUGCCUCGCACAUAGUAGAUACUCAAUAAAUGCAUCCCUGUUUUCCAUC